Sinocyclocheilus grahami is the source of this 6894-nucleotide messenger RNA. RefSeq names its product sidekick cell adhesion molecule 2a (gene sdk2a). Lineage: Eukaryota; Metazoa; Chordata; Actinopteri; Cypriniformes; Cyprinidae. Gene Ontology annotation, biological process: cell-cell adhesion. Bases 206 to 6574 code for a protein of 2122 amino acids. The record is from RefSeq and is a predicted model, not a curated record. Gene Ontology annotation, molecular function: protein binding. The transcript is spliced from 43 exons.
AAGAAUAAAAUGAUUGCCUUUUGAAGUCGUGCUGUUUAUACAGUUCUUAAACUUUGCUUCUUCGGACUUUGCUGCAGUUUAUUGUUGCCUAACCCGUACAGACUGAUUUAUAGACUCCUCCUUAUUAAGCGCUGGUCUUGGACGCACGGGAGCGACGCGCUCGGUGUCUCGCAUCGCUUUGGGGAAACCGGGACUACGGCGCAACAUGUAUCCAGCGCGGCGCGGGCGAACGCGUGCUGCGGACUCAAAGACGUGUCGGAGCAUCAUGUCAAGGCGCGCGUUAACUCUGAAGUGGAGCGCCGGAUGGAUUCUAAUGUUUUCAUUUAUCAAUAACACUUGCGCGCAAGAUGAUGUCCCACCCUACUUCAAGAUGGAGCCGGUGGCAACCCAAAUCCACCUGGAAGGAAACCGUUUGGUUCUCACCUGCAUGGCUGAGGGCAGCUGGCCUCUGGAGUUUAAAUGGCUUUACAAUGGUACAGAGUUGACGCGUUUCUCCCUGGAGUACAGGUACGUCAUUCCGUCACUGGAUCGCUCCCAUGCAGGCUUCUACAGAUGCAUCGUCAGGAACAGGGUGGGAGCUCUGAUGCAGAGGAGUUCACAAGUCCAGGUCGCCUACAUGGAAGGCUUUGUGCAGGGAGAAUGGUCUCAGGUGGUGUCGCAAGGAGAGGCGGCGUUGAUCUUCCCCCCACAAAUCCACAGCUUUCCGCGGCCCGGGAUCACAUGGUUCAGAGACGGACGCAAGAUUCCCCCCAGCAGCCGCAUAGCCCUCACUUUGGACAACACCCUUGUCAUCCUGUCCACCGUGGCCCCUGAUGCGGGCCGGUACUACGCCCAGGCUGUCAACGACAAGAACGGAGAGAACAAGACCAGUCAGCCCAUCCUCCUGAAUGUAGAAAACAUUGGCGGCCCAGCAGACCCCAUCGCUCCCUCUAUUAUAAUCCCGCCGAAGAACACCAGUGUGGUGGUGGGCACGUUUGAAGUCACACUGGAGUGUGUGGCCAAUGCAAGGCCUCUCAUUAAGCUCAGCAUUACAUGGCGGAAAAAUGGAGUGCUGGUAAACCGAGGCCUCCGGGACUUUGGUCGUCGUCUGACCAUCAGCGGUCCCUUGGUCAGUGACAGCGGCUACUAUGAAUGUGAAGCCUCCCUCCGGAGCAGCAGCGCCCCCUCUGUCAGCGCCGGAGCAUAUCUGCACGUCCUGGAACAUCCCCAGUUUGUGAAGGAGCCCGACAGACACAUUACUGCUGAGAUGGAGAAGGUGGUAGACAUCGCAUGCCAAGCUCGCGGUGUUCCUCAGCCAGAUAUAGUGUGGUAUAAGGAUGCUGUACCCAUAAGCCCCGUGAAGACACCUCGUUACAGAGUCCUGGCGGGCGGCAGCCUGCAGAUAAAUGGGCUGCUCCCGGACGACACUGGAAUGUUCCAAUGCUUCGCUCGCAACUUAGCAGGAGAGAUCCAGACGAACACGUACCUUGCUGUCACCAGUAUCGCCCCAAACAUCACGGCCGGCCCUUCUGACAGCGCUGUGAUUGAUGGCAUGUCCAUCAUUUUACACUGUGAGACCUCAGGGGCCCCGCGGCCCGCAAUCACAUGGCAGAAAGCUGAUCGGGUUCUGGCAAGCGGCUCCGUACAGUUGCCGCGUUUCACUUUGCUGGAGUCUGGCAGUCUUCUGAUCAGCCCCUCUCACCUGUCUGAUGCUGGAUCCUACACCUGCAUGGCCAGUAACUCCCGUGGCAUUGACGAAGCCUCGGCCGAUCUGGUGGUGUGGGCUCGAACGCGGAUCACUAAUCCACCUCAGGACCAGAGCGUGAUCAAGGGCACAAAAGCAGCCAUGACCUGCGGGGUGUCCUAUGACCCGAGUGUCACAGUCAGGCACAUCUGGGAGAAAGGAGGAGUGGUUAUUGACAUGAAAUCGAGCCCUCGCUUGCGUCUCGACUCCAAUGGCACCCUACAUAUAUCUCAGACCUGGUCAGGGGACAUUGGGACCUACGCCUGUAGAGUUACCUCUGUGGGAGGCAAUGAUUCUCACAGCGCUCACCUGAGAGUCAGAGUAUCAUUACCCGAGGAGCCCCCCAGCGCCCCUCCUCAGACAGUGAUAGCCAGUGGCAGAACCAACCAGUCCAUCAUGAUCCAGUGGCAGCCUCCCCCUGAGAGCCACCAAAACGGGCCGCUUCAAGGCUAUAUCAUCAGGUACUGUCUGUCUGGAUUACCGGUGGACUGUCAGAUGAAGAACAUCACUAACCCAGACCAAACAAAUCUUCUCCUGGAGGACCUUAUCAUUUGGACCAACUAUGAGAUUGAGGUGGCUGCUUAUAACGGGGCGGGCCAGGGCGUCUACAGCCCCAAAGUCACAGAAUGGACUCUGCAAGGCGUACCCACGGUCCCACCAGGGAACGUCCAGGUGGAUGCUGUCAACUCCACCACAGUCCGUUUCACAUGGAGUGCUCCAAGCCCACAGUUUAUCAAUGGAAUCAACCAGGGAUACAAGCUGUUGGCAUGGGAACCAGGCCACGAGGAAGACGUUACCUUGGUUACUGUGAGACCCAAUUUUCAAGACAGUGUUCAUGUAGGUUACAUCACCGGACUGAAGAAGUUCACGGAGUACUUCACCUGUGUACUGUGCUUCACUACGCCGGGAGAUGGCCCUCGCAGUACUCCACAGUGCAUACGCACCCACGAAGACACUCCAGGACCUGUAGGUCACCUGAGCUUCACAGAAAUCCUGGACACGUCUCUCAAAGUCAGCUGGAAAGACCCGCCAGAGAAGAACGGCAUCCUCACAGGGUAUCGCAUUUCCUGGGAGGAAUUCAACAGAACAAACACUCGCGUCACGCAUUACCUGCCCAACAUUACACAGGAGUACCGGGUCACCGGUCUGACCGCACUCACUACUUACACCAUUCAGGUGGCCGGUAUGACCGCCAAAGGUCAAGGUCAGCUGUCGUCCUCCACCAUUUCCUCUGGUGUGCCGCCAGAGAUGCCUGGACCUCCUACCAACAUUGCCAUCUCCAACAUCAGCCCACGUUCAGUAACCCUGCAGUUCAAACCAGGCUAUGACGGCAAAACAUCCAUCUCACGCUGGCUGGUAGAGGCUCAGAUCGGUGUUAUAGGAGAAAACGAGGAGUGGGUCAUGGUCCAUCGGUUGGACAAUGAGCCUGAUGCACGAUCCCUUGAGGUCCAAGGCCUGAACCCCUACACCUACUACAGAUUUCGAAUGAGGCAGGUGAAUAUAGUAGGCACAAGCCCACCCAGCCAGCCAUCUAGGAAGAUCCAGACCCUACAGGCUCCUCCUGACAUCGCCCCCGCCAACAUCACUCUCCGCACAGCCAGCGAGACCAGCCUGUGGCUCAGAUGGGUGCCGCUACCAGAGUGGGAAUACAAUGGCAAUCCCGAGCUGGUGGGCUACAGGGUGCAGUACUCGCGUCUAGGCUCCAAGGCUGGGGUUCUGUCCCACAUCAUUCCUGACAGGCAGGAGAGGGAGUUUACCAUUGAGGACCUGGAAGAGUGGACAGAAUACGAGGUCAAAGUGCAGGCGUUCAAUGGCAUCGGGCCAGGACUGUGGAGCCAACCAGUUCAUGGGAGAACCAGAGAGUCAGUCCCCUCAAGUGGCCCUGCAAAUGUUUCAGCUUUUGCUACCACCUCCAGCAGUGUCCUGGUCCGCUGGGGUGAUGUGCCGGAGACUGAUCGCAAUGGACUAAUUCUCGGCUAUAAGGUGGUAUACAAAGAGAAGGAUGCAGAGUCAGCCCUGCGUUUCUGGACAGUAGAGGGAAAUACCACUUACAGUGUCCAGCUCACUGGUCUUGGGAAGUACGUGCUAUAUGAGAUCCAGGUUGUAGCCUUCACCCGUAUAGGAGAUGGCAUGCCUAGUUCUCCACCCAUCUUUGAGCGCACACUUGAUGAUGUACCUGGGCCUCCAGUCGGAAUCCUUUUCCCUGAAGUCAGGACUUCCUCAGUGAGACUGAUCUGGCAACCCCCUGCCCAGCCAAAUGGCAUUAUCCUUGCAUAUCAGAUUGCUUACCGGAAAAAUUCUUCCAGUAUUACCUCUGCUAUCGUUGAUGUGCUCAUCCCAAGUGCGCGACAGUAUACAGCAACUGGACUGAAACCAGAGAGUGUUUAUGUGUUCCGCCUCACGGCGCAGACUCGAAAGGGAUGGGGAGAAGCGGCCGAGGCACUGGUGGUCACUACAGAGAAGAGAGCACGCCCUCAGCCCACAAGUCGUCCCGUUGUGCCUCAGGAAGAGGUCCAGGCCCGUAGUGUGCUGUUGUCAUGGGAACCAGGCAGCGAUGGUCUAUCGCCCAUCCGAUAUUACACCGUCCAGGACAGAGAGCUGCCAGACAGCAACUGGACCGUCCACUCUGCUUCUGUCAACCAUGAGGCCACUUCAUACGUCAUAGACAAGCUCAAGCCUUUCACUUCCUACCAGUUCAGAGUGAAAGCCACUAAUGAUAUUGGGGACAGCGAGUACAGCGAGGAGAGCGAGGCAAUCACCACUCUACAGGACGCACCCGACAAAGCUCCCACCAUCCUAUCUGUGACACCACACACCACCACAUCUGUGCUGGUCCGCUGGAAGCCGCCCCCCGAGGAGGAGAUCAAUGGUAUUUUGCUUGGUUUUCGAGUACGCUACAGAGAACUGCGUUACGACCGCCUACGCAGCUUCACAGUGCGUACAGUUAAUAGCCCUUCAGCCAACUGGGCCGAGCUCACAGCCCCCUACAGUGUGAGGAACCUGACCGAAUCCUCACUUACCCAAUACGAGCUGGACAAUCUGAAUAAGCACAAGCGCUAUGAGAUCCGACUGAGCGUGUAUAACGCGGUAGGGGAGGGGCCCAACAGCUCGCCACAGGAAGUGUUCGUGGGAGAGGCGGUGCCCACCGCUGCAUCUCAGAAUGUCGCUAUCCAGUCCUCAACAGCUACUCAGCUUGAUGUCACAUGGGACCCUCCUCCAGUGGAAGCCCAGAAUGGGGAUAUUCAAGGCUAUAAGAUUUAUUAUUGGGAGUUUCAGCUGCAGAAUGAGACUGAGCGACUCCGCACUCUCUUUCUGCCGGAGCUGAGCGUGAAGCUGAAGAACUUGACUGGCUACACCACUUACAUGAUCAGCGUGGCUGCUUUCAACGCAGCGGGGGACGGUCCACGCUCGCUGCCCACCAGAGGGCGCACUCAGCAAGCAGCUCCAAGCGCUCCCAGUUUUAUCCACUUUAGUGAACUCACCACCACCUCAGUCAACAUGUCCUGGGGUGAGCCCAAGCAGCCCAACGGCAUCGUGGAAGGAUACCGUGUGGUCUAUGAACCCUGCACGCCUGUGGAUGGUGUCAGUAAGGUUGUCACUGUGGAUGUAAAGGGCAGCACCCCCUUGUGGAUGAAAAUCAAGGAUCUGGCAGAUGGAGCGACCUACAACUUCCGCAUCCGUGCUAAAACCCUUACUUAUGGACCGGAGAUCGAGACCAACAUCACCACUGGCCCUGGAGAAGGUGCUCCAGGGCCCCCGGGUGAGCCGUUUAUCUCUCGUUACGGCACAGCCCUCACUCUCCACUGGUCCAGCGGUGACCCAGGCCGGGCUCCCAUCACACGCUAUGUUAUAGAAGCAAGGCCAUCUGAUGAAGGACUGUGGGAUAUUCUAAUCAAAGACAUCCCUAAAGAGGUGACAUCGUACACUCUUAACCUGGAUACCCUCAGAGAAGGGGUCACCUAUGACUUCCGUGUCAUUGCAGUGAAUGACUAUGGCUACGGUUCUCCAAGUGCACCUUCUCCUUCAAUAUCAGCCCAAAAGGUCUCCCCCUUUUAUGAGGAAUGGUGGUUUCUGGUGGUCAUUGCUCUCGUGGGCCUCAUUUUCAUCCUUCUGCUCAUCUUCAUCCUCAUCAUACGGGGGCAGAGCAAAAAAUACACCAAGAAAACAGACUCAGGUGCCCAUUCAAAUUGCACAUCUCUGCCCCUCUCCCAUGGAGAGAUGGUACAGCUGGAUGAAGGACGCUUCCCUGCCCUGGAGCUCAACAACCGUCGACUCUCGGUCAAAAAUUCCUUCUGUCGUAAGAACGGAAUCUAUACCCGAUCUCCACCACGACCCAGUCCUGGCAGCCUGCACUAUUCUGAUGAGGAUGUCAGCAUCAAAUACAAUGACUUGGUCCAAGCUGAGAGCAGCAGCCUGACCGAGAAGCCUUCAGAAGUGUCUGACUCACAGGGCAGUGAUAGCGAAUAUGAGUUGGAUCCGAACCGGCAAAAGACCCACUCCUUUGUCAACCACUACAUCAGUGACCCCACCUACUAUAAUUCCUGGCGCCGGCAACAGAAGGGCGUCUCUCGGCCUCCGGCGUACGGCUAUGCCCAGCCCGACACGGUGGUGGAACAAGAGUCCCGACCCCACCCGCCCCCGCUGCCACCGUUACCACCUCUGCUGCCCCACAGCAAUCCAUCCCCGCAGCCCCAGGGCCAGGGCACCCUGUUCAGGCCCAAGGGAAGCCGGACUCCCACCCCGUCACUGCUGACCUCUGACAACCACAGCCAGCACACCCUGUACAGGCCCCCUAGCAGCCUAGGCACCUCCGCCCAGGUCCCGGCCACGGGAUUCUCCUCAUUUGUUUGAUACAAGACUCUCAUUUCAAUGACAACACGCCUGGGAGGGACUCCUGCAGUAUUAUUGGUCAAAUUUUUUUAUUAUUUUUUUUCUCCGCACCUUGUUGGACAUCAAGAGCUGCUUUUGGAUUUCAUUUUGCCAGGUGUGCAAGUGUAUUGUGGGUUUAUAUGUGUGUGCAAGAGCAUCGAAACGCAGACAAUCAUUCUGAAGGGAAUCGUUUGUUGAUUGUACAUUUUAAAAUAUAUUCGCUUCAUCAUUCACUGAAAAAGAAAUUGUGUCCAAAAUAUAUUAAAAAAUAAAUACAAAUAUGGCUUGACUGCAUUUACAAU